UCGUUUUGACUACGUCUGUGGUUCAGCGAACAGCUGCUCGGAAUGCCGACAACAACAACCACGGCGCCAUGGCAAACUUGGAUUGGGUUUGCGUGCCACGAUGCUACGAAGUCCGGAGGAACUAUCUGGCUGGUCAGAUUACCUCAGACCAUCCGCUAAAACAGCAAACAGUCUCGGUAGUGGACAGCAAUCCCUUGAGCCGGGCUCUAGAGGGAACCGACCCUCUUUCGCAGUUUGCUCGACUGGAUGAGGAACGAGACGAUCCGCUCAGCGAAUCGAGAGGAGAAUUUGAUCUGAAGUCGAAACGCCGAGAUCGCGACAGGGUAGAUCAAGAGGAUAAUACUCUACAGUGGAGCUCAAGGCGCCUGGGCAUUCUCAACCGGUUUACCACCAAUGAGAAGCUUUCCCUCUCCACCAGCUUUCUUGUGACAUCUGGAAGUAUGGAUGGAGGCAGCGAUAGUAUCAAAGUGCAGACCGUUGUGGCGGACAAGACCAGAUACCGCCUGGAGCAGCUGGACCACUUUGAUGACGGCAGCAUGCGCCACAUGAUGGAUCUCACGCAACAGGAAUACAUACAAAGAUUUGAGCAGCUGAAGCAGGAACUUAUUCAGUCCUGGCACAGCGACCAGCGAGUCAAGGCACUCAAGAUAGGUAUUCAGUGUGCCAAGAUGCUGGCGGACACCACGGUGUUGCAGUUUUAUCCCAGUCAGUAUGUACUGAUAACGGACAUCCUGGAUGUCUUUGGGAAAUUGGUUUACGAUCGACUACGAUCCAAAGCAUCCGGAGAUCUGGGAGCAUCUGCGGCUGUUCUGGAGCGGGAGCGCGAGACUGCCCGGGAUACCUGCCAGAAUUGGUUCUACAAAAUCGCCUCUAUUAGGGAGAUACUGCCUCGUUUGUACUUGGAGAUGUCCAUAUUUAAGUGUUACGAAUUCAUGACAUCCAAUCGCGAUGAGUACGAAAAGCAGCUGCACCGACUGACGCACCAGCUGCGGGGAAUUGCCGAUCCCCUGGUAUCUACUUACGCCCGUUCCUAUUUGGUACGCGUGGGUGUGUCGCUGACGUCUAGCAAAGGGUACAUCAGAGAAAACUUUAGUGAUUUAUUUGUUAUAUAUCCUCAGAUUUUUCGCUUCGUAGCUCGCUUUAAUUUACAUCCGGAAAUCGUCACCGCCACCUCCUAUCUUCAGUUGUACGCCCCAGCCUUUGAUUACAUGCUGCUUUGCUUGGUCCAUAAAUGUGAGCUUUACACACAGGAUAUGCUAAAGGAAUGCAAACAUCUAAAGAAUAACGGAGCUAUUUUAAUGUCAAUUUUGAGUUCCUUUACGUCGGAGUUUGUUGCCGCAAAUGCUCUCGAGUUUAUUGAGCUGAUAAACGCCUCGGACACACCUGGAAUUUCAAAGUCUCAGCUUCUGCGCUUGCUAGGAUCAUGCGUUAGUACUUGUGCUCCCCUGCAAGAACAGCGUGUUACUUUUCUAAAGGUGGCCUUUGAAACCAUCAACAAACAGACGGAUCCAAAUGAAUACAUAAACAGUGUGGAGACUUGGGCCACCUUCGUUUCUCAGUAUUUUACGAUACAUGAAGUAAACCGACUUCUGGGACAACUAAAUUCGCGAAUGUUUCUGGGCAACGCCUAUGAGAAACACUACUCUCAACUACAAAACAUUCUUACCAGGAUAAUGCAGAACUAUCGCAGUAUAGAGCUACUGCUGAUACAACCCAACUUUCUGCCGUACUUGGAUCUUUUUCAUAAGGAUUCAGUUCGCGUGGAAGUUUGUAAGAACAUUCUCAGUUACUAUAAACAAAAUAGCGAGGAAUACACCUGCGAUGCUGUAGUCACGAAUGCAUUGAUGUAUAUAGGAAAGAUUCUAAAUGAUUCUGUAAACGCCCUGACCGUGGAGGACGAGCGGCGCCAGAUCUCCCAACUCGUCAAUGUUUUUAUUCACAAAGUGAACUUCGGCAGUGAUCUGGAGCGUCAGUUGGGUUUUUUUGUGGAGGCCAGAGGCACGUUUAGUAACUUGGAUGCUGUUUAUGGCACUCUGGUGCAGGCAGCCUGUAAGUUGGCCACUCGGAAUCGAUCAAAGUCAACUGGAUUUGUCAAGGCGUGCAUCGCCUAUUGUUUCAUCACCAUUCCCAGUAUAGGAUCUGUCCAGCAACAAAUGGAUUUGUAUUUAUUGUGUGGACAGCUAGCUUUGCGGUAUCUUUGCUUGGGACAAGCCGAUGCCUGCUUCGAAGCCGCAUUGCAGUUGGUAAAUGACUUGCCAGCAGCCACUGUAGACUUUGAUGGGAUGCCUCGCAGCCUGGAGAGGUAUCUGGUCUCCUAUCUUUGCAAUAUGCUGGCCACCUUGAUCGUGGUUCCCGACAGUCCCGAGCAGGGCGUCCUAUAUUUCCUUCGUUUACUGGUGGACGUGGUGGGCCGCCAUGAAUUCAAGUCAGACAGCACUGCCCGAGUUACCAUAUACCUGCAUGCCCUAGAUAUGCUAUAUGUUCAGAGUCUGGAAAAGUUCCCCUAUCACAUUCAAGGCGUUGUGUCCAAUGAUAAUCUCUAUGGACAUGAUCCAAAAUUCUUAACGGAGGUGAACAACAUGUGCGCGCAGGUUGUGGAUGCCAUUCUCCUGCAACUUAAGUCUUUGGGAAUGGCUCAACAGGUGCGGGCUCAGGCUGAGCUGUCCUUGGAGCUCUUCUUGCGGAUAGUUCGGUACGCUGACCUGGAGAAGGAAAGCGUCGUUCAACUGGCCGUUAAACUUUGGCUGUUGGCCAACAAGGCUCAAUCCCAAAUGGAUGAAAAUACACUUCCCCAGACAUUGCGAAGUGUUGAGAUUUUAUACAAACAAGUUGUGGACUCCUCGCCCCGGCAGGCUCAGUCCAUUGCCAACCUACUCAUGCGAAUGCGAAACAGUUGAGAUGUUUGCUAGCAAAAAUAGUCUAUAGGCUAGGGUUUAGCUUUUAUUAUGAGCAUGAAUCUUUUACGGAUUCAUCUCAGGAUUUUACACUGUAUGUAUGUGCUUUUUCGCCGAUGACAAGGAACUGACAAAUUUUGUAUUCAUUUUCUGUUCAAUAUAAGUAAGUUACACCUUCCGAAGACUUGUAAAGUUUCGACCUGCAAUUAGUAAUAAAUUAAAUACCAUUUAAAGACAUUGAA
Molecule: messenger RNA, 3136 nt
Organism: Drosophila bipectinata
Lineage: Eukaryota; Metazoa; Arthropoda; Insecta; Diptera; Drosophilidae
Product: VPS35 endosomal protein sorting factor-like
Biological process (GO): endocytic recycling
Cellular component (GO): endosome
Source: RefSeq, a predicted model, not a curated record